AUGGAGUUCAAGUGUUUUCAGAUUAUUUUAGUUCUAUUGAUAUUUAAUUAUCGCGAUGGGUCAGAUUUUGCUAUCACUGAUCAACAGCAUACUAUAUCGCAAACCCCUAAUGGCGGAAAAGUGAAAAGAUGUAAAUCUCGUGUAUUGUAUUAUGCUAACCAUUGUGCCACGCAACAACUUGUAAUGAGUGGCGAUGUUGAAAGCAAUCCUGGUCCCGCACUCCAACACGGAUUGAAAGUUCCAUCUUGUUCAAUCUGUGAGAAAUAUGUUAAAUGCAAUCAAAGACGAUUCAUUUGUGAUACAUGCUGGGAAACCACUCACGCUGCUUGUUUGAACCAAUCAAAUUUAGUACUCAAUGGUAGAAUUCCGAAAUAUUGGACCUGUUCAGAUUGCCAUUUUACUGUGCUUCCCUUUUCGAAUGUACGUGAUGUUUGCGCAUUGUACUCAUCUAUUCUGAGUGAUGGUGGUGAAUACGAGGAAUUAAUAACCAUACCAAGCAAUCCAAAACAUACGAAAAUUUGCCAUCUAAAUACGCAAUCCUUACCGAGCACAUUUGACGAGUUCUCAUACAUGCUCGAAUGUCAUAAAUUUGACAUAAUCACGUUGUCCGAGACAUGGUUAAAAAAUAAUCAGGUAUUGAUUGAUUAUGUAAACAUUCCAGGAUACCAAUUUGAAUAUAAAAACAGAACUGAUAAACGAGGAGGUGGUGUUGGAAUGUACAUCAAGGACGAACUUAUUUACAAAACUAGAGACGACAUAACCAAACUCGACAAUUCUAUCGAACAUGUCUGGAUCGAAGUGAAAGGUAGAAAUAAAAAUUACUCAUAUCUAGUUGGAACAUUUUAUCAGCCAUCUUCUAUAGAAAGAGAAAAAAAAGAUUGGCUAGAACGAUUUGAUAUUCUUUUGCGUCACAUCACCGCAAAAUGGGACGGUAUUAUCAUAAUUACAGGUGACUUCAAUAUCGACUUAUUACAAGGUGAUAAAUCCACAAUCGAAUUAUAUCAAGAUACACUUAUGACUUAUGACCUAAAACAACAUAUUACAAAACCAACCCGAAAAUCGACAUCCCUUAUUGAUCAUGUUAUUAGUAAUAUACCGGAAAAGGUAGUUAGUGAGAACGUUUUAUUGUGCGAUGAAAUUUCUGACCAUGAUGCCCCGCAUAUCGUUAUGAAUAUCAAAAAGGAUAAAUUCGAAAAACGAUACAAAUUUAUACGUGACGAGAAGCAGUUGAACAUCGAUGAAUAUAUUAGUGAUAUCGAGAAGAUUCCUUUUUCCUUGAUAGAUACUUUUGAUGAUCCGGAAGAUCAACUGUAUGUUAUGAAUGAACUCAUACUGUCCUGCAUUAAUAGCCAUGCUCCUUUGAAAAGGUGUAAAUUUACACGACCACCAGCUCCCUGGAUGAAGGACCCAUCCAUUGUAUCGUCGAAACUGAAACUUGAUGAACUUCGUAGUGAAUUAAAAUCUUGUGAUGACAGAGAGGCUAAACAUGAGUAUGUUGAAACGAGAAAUAAAUUGAAGAAGGCUAUCAAACACUCUAGAAGAACCUUCUAUCAAAAGGCUUUAUCAAGUAACCGUUCAAAGGAAGUAUGGAAAACCAUAAGAACUAUUAUUAAACCACAGUUCAAACAAAUCAGGCAGAAUCCCGAUACCAUCAAUGAUUAUUUCAAUUCCAUUGCAAUAAAGUUAAGCAAUACAAAUGAGUUAAACAUUUCUCCCACCAUGAAUGAUGAGGCUGUACCGGCAAUGGAUUUAUUUGACCUUCGUCACGCUACCCAAGAGGAUGUUCUCAAACAUUUGAAUUCAUUGAGAAGUGAUUGCUCUACUGGUGGUGAUAACAUACCAGCGAAAUUCAUAAAACCAGUCGCAGCCCAAUUGUCGCCAGUCCUAACAAAGAUUUUGAAUAACUGCAUCGAUGCAAACGUAUUUCCAACAUGCUGGAAGAAAUCACGUAUCUGUCCGGUACCUAAAGUUCCAGGUGCUUCACAACUAGAAGAUUUUCGUCCAAUAUCAAUACUUCCUGUACUGUCGAAAGUAUAUGAGAAAGUCAUUUUAUCACAGCUUUGUGACUUCAUUGAUAGAUAUAACAUUUACGCUUCAACUCAAUCUGGUUUUCGCAAAGGUCACUCGUGCAUCACGAUACUCUUAAAAUUAAAGGACGACAUUUUGAAGGCUAUGCAAAGAGGUGAAGUAACUUUAUCAGUGUCAGCAGAUUACUCCAAAGCAUUUGAUACUGUGAAAUAUGACGUUCUGAUUAAUAAGUUGAAGAAACUCCAAAUGUCUCCUGCAUUCAUCAAUUUGAUCUCUAACUAUUUGUCAAAUCGCCAGCAGUUUGUGCAAAUUGAUGACAAAAAAUCGGACACCUUGCUGAUCAAAUACGGUGUUCCCCAGGCAUCUAUUCUUGGUCUGAUCUUGUUCAACAUCUAUGUCUCUGACCUAUCGUUGAAUUCGUCGUGUAAUUCUAUCCAGUACGCAGAUGACACAAAUCUUUACAUACACUUCAAACUAAAAGAAAUGGAUAUCGCAACAGCAAAGCUUCAAAGUGACAUUAACCAAAUAACAACAUGGUCAAAGAUAAACAAUCUGAUGUUUAAUUCCAUAAAGACAAAAUCAAUUAUGUACUCGACAAGCCAGUUAAGCUGUAUAAACAAUUUAAACUUCAGUAACUUAUUCAAAUUCCAUAGUAAUGGUGCUGAGAUUGAGCGGGUAUCCUCUCUCAAAAUACUGGGCAUAACAUUCGAUGAACAUAUGACGUGGUCUACACAUGUGAAUAACAUCAUUAGAUCAUCAUACGCUACGAUUUCGACAUUAAAGCGAUUGAAACGUUUGGCACCUUUUCACGUGAGAAAGAAUCUCGCUGAAGCACUGAUAUUAUCAAAGAUAGACUACGGAAAUCUUGUCUAUAAUAAUAUUCCACAAUAUCAAAUGAAAAGGUUACAAAGAGUUCUAAAUGUCGCUGCCAGCUUUGUUCUUCAGAGAUAUGCUUCCACUAACGAUGUGUUAGUAAUACUGAAAUGGCUGCCAGUGCAAGAGCGUGUAAAUUUAUCGAUACUAAAACUGGCACACAAGGUGUUGUAUGACGAAUGCUCACCUGAAUACCUUACACUGAAAUGGUACAAAAAUGGUCGAAGCCUGCGAUCUGAUGCAGAAAACAAAAAUAAACUACAAAGCGACACAUUCCGAAAAACGUUUAUGGAUUGCUCAUCAGCGUUGUUUAAUGAUCUUCCUGGCAAUAUUCGUUCCGUUGUCAACCAUAAAGAAUUUAUCAAAAAAGUCAAAUUAUUUUUACACGAUAGUGCUUUGUGCAAACUUUUAUCCAAAUAA
Hydractinia symbiolongicarpus is the source of this 3321-nucleotide messenger RNA. RefSeq lists its product as uncharacterized. Bases 1 to 3321 code for a protein of 1106 amino acids. The record is from RefSeq and is a predicted model, not a curated record. Gene Ontology annotation, molecular function: catalytic activity. NCBI's taxonomy places the organism in Eukaryota, Metazoa, Cnidaria, Hydrozoa, Anthoathecata, Hydractiniidae. The transcript has a single exon.